GCGCUGUGUGGCUGCACGGUCCCUGUGCCCACCCUGUCCCCCGUGUCCCCCUUGGCCGAUGACCCGUCCCCCCUGUCCCCCGUGUCCCCCCCAGCUGAUGACCCUUCCCCCCGUGUCCCCCCGGGUGGUGACCUGUCCCCCCGUGUCCGCAGGCGCUGUGUGGCUGCACGGUGGCCCGGCGCAUCCCGGGGGAGGGGCUGCCCUUCCCCCGCUGCCCCGAGCAGCGCGGGGACCUGGUGCUCGAGUUCGAGGUCAAGUUCCCCGACAGGAUCCCCCCCUCGGCCAAGCCCCUCCUGGAGCAGAUCCUGCCCCUCUAGUGCCCCCCCGCGCCCCCCAAACCCCGUCCUGGGGGGCGUGGGGGGGGGUUUGGACUCGGGGGGACCCCGCCGGGGGUUGGGGGGUCUCUGCGGGAGCUUCCUCAGACACCCCCAGGCUUGGGGGGCUUGGUGUCCUCUCCCCCCCAAACUCCACCCCUGGGGGGCUUUGCCCCCCCCUUCUGUGCUCGGGGGGGGUCUGGGGGUGUCCCCAUCCCCCCCUUCUGUGCUCGGGGGGGUCUGGGGGUGUCCCCAUCCCCCCCUUCUGUGCUCGGGGGGGUCUGGGGGUGCCCCCAUCCCCUCAUCUCAGAGCUUGGAGGGGUCCUGGGGGGUCCCCCCACCCCUCCUGGGGGGUCCCCAGACGGCCUCGUUCCCUCCAGCUCAGGGGUUUGGGGGCCCCAAGGUGUCCCCCCCCCAUUGUGGGGGUCCAGGUCUUGAGGCUUUGGGGGUCCUGAGGUGUCUUUGUCCCCCCCCUUGGGGGUCUGGGGGUCCCAGGGUGUCCUCCCCCCCUCCAUCCUGGGGGUCUCAGGGUCCCCCCCCUUUCUGUGCUUUGGGUGAUCUUGGGGGUCUUUGUGCCCCUGACCCCCCCUUGGGGGUCGGGUGGUGGUGGAGGGUCCUUGUCCCUCCCUCUUAUGGCUUUGGGGGUCUUGGGGGGCCCUUGUGCCCCCCCAGCUUGAAGUUCUGGAGGUCCCGGGGUGUCCAACCCGACCCCCCAUUUUGGGGGUCUUGGGGUCUUCAGGUGUCCUUGUCCCCCCCCCAUCUCUUCUUUGGGGGUCCCCGGGUGUCUUUGACCCCCCAUCUCAGCUCUGGGGGUCCCCUCACCCCCCCGUCUCUGCUCCGAGGGGGGGUCACUGUGUCCCAGCCCCCCCCUCCCGAUCUGAGGGUCCCCACGUCCCCCCCUUUUUGGGGUCCCCCCUCAGGUUUGAGGGUCCCGAGGUGCCUCAUCCCCACCUGGGGGGGGUCAAGGGGUUCCCCGUCCCCCCCCCAGCCCCUCCCAGGCCAGGGGGGACCCCCCGGGGGGGUGGGGGGGCCGCGGGAGGCUAGGGGGGGGGGUGGGGGCGGGGCGGGGCCCUCGCGUUUUUUGGGAUAAAAGCGCCCGGAAAAGGGUCCGUUGGGGCCGCGAUAAAACAGCGAAACCUG
Messenger RNA from Pipra filicauda (Wire-tailed manakin), 1454 nucleotides. Its product is annotated as formin-2-like. The transcript has 3 exons. The record is from RefSeq and is a predicted model, not a curated record. The annotation marks the transcript as partial. Lineage: Eukaryota; Metazoa; Chordata; Aves; Passeriformes; Pipridae.